Molecule: messenger RNA, 1587 nt
Organism: Cordyceps militaris CM01
Lineage: Eukaryota; Fungi; Ascomycota; Sordariomycetes; Hypocreales; Cordycipitaceae
Exons: 9
Coding region: 1-1587 (528 amino acids)
Source: RefSeq, a predicted model, not a curated record
AUGAUGGAUGAAGAGAGAACGAGUGGCACAGGUGGCGGCGUCAUAGGGAGGUGGGCUGGUAUAUAUACACUGGGCGAUAUUUGGGGAGAGGGCGACGCACGACUGAUCAUAGUAGUUACCGACGCCGCCACCGGGGAAGCAGGCAGUUGGCAUGUACUCGAGCGGGGUAAAGCGAGAUGGGCAGCGCGACGACUUGGCCCCAUGCACUCGGCCCAUACCAGGCUUGAACAAGCAUCUACCUUGUGGACUUGGCGAGAGGGAUGUUCCAGGAACUGGUGGAAAGGGACAAUGAUUGGCCUCGAGGACCCCAGCAUGUCGGUAUCCAGCCAGUCACUCCCUAAACGCACUCGUCGUCGGCGUGCAGCUCGCGACCUUGUUUGGGCCACCAACCACACCACACUUGCCUCGACACGCACACCUGGCACACCACCCUCACGCCAACGCACGACAAACCAUCUUAAAAAAACGGUCGCACUAGCACACGCAACGUGCGAACAGCUUCACAAACUCCCAUCACACAUCCGAAUUCUCCCCGUCCCUCUGCCCGUUUUAUACCCUCCGCUGAUGGCCUCGUUUGCUGAUGGAAUCCUCCUACGGCAAACAGUCACGCAACCACCUGCCCCGCCCCCGGACUUGGAGCGGAGCCACAUGGGCUUCGGGCUCAAAUCACUCGACACUGACUGGCCUUUUGGUCGCCCACUGCAACACUUUGGCCCCGGGGGCCGCUUUCAUCUGGUCUGGGCGAUGAAGGGCGGCGCCCCCUCUCGCCCCCUCACCUCCUCACCCGCCCUCAAGUUGGCAUGGCGUGAGCUGUCUGGCUGCCUGUGCAACGAACCCCAAAGCUCCAACGUCUUGCUUCCAUUAAAAUUGACUCCAAAAAUAUACAAAGAUAUUCAGGUACCAAACCUGGGUUCCCAGUCCUCGCUCAACUCUCAUGGUGGCUGCGUGCUGAAUGUCGCGACAAACGAGUCCAACAAACGGGCUUAUGAAUUUGACAACAGCAUCUGGUCAACUGCGAAUAAACCACGUCACGACAGCCUCCUGCGACAGAACUACGACGAGUACGAUGAGCGCGAUGGAUAUAAGAAAUAUAACAAAUACAAUAAAUGCGAGGACUAUAAAACCAAUGCUGUUGUCGCUCAACGCAAGCAAACAGCCAAAAAGACUGCGAGCAACUUUUGCUUCUUUCUUCGCUUGACAUCUUUUACGCCAGACAUUAGUUCAAUUCCGGCUAUAUCCAACGCACGACGCCAUGAAAUUGAAACUGCUACUCGCCUCGUUGCUUCUCGGCCCCCAUCACCGACCGAUUGGGCAAGCCAGCUGAGCGGUGUGCCACACAACCGCAUCCCACCGGCGCUGGGUGGAAAGGAUUGUAUGCGAGUAGGCACAGUUGGCGUGUCUAUCUGCUUUACCCAAGCCUGUCCCAGCCAGUCCAUCACCCGCAUCGGACAAAACUCCGCCUUGCCGACUCAACCUAGCUAUACUUCGACUAAAGUCGUCAUCUUGAGCUGCUAUACCUCGAUCCUCUGUGCCGAUAAUCUAACCUAUUCUAGGAACUGGAAUCGCAUGUUUGUAAAUUACGCAUAA